Molecule: messenger RNA, 3199 nt
Organism: Mytilus californianus (California mussel)
Lineage: Eukaryota; Metazoa; Mollusca; Bivalvia; Mytilida; Mytilidae
Exons: 4
Coding region: 70-1770 (566 amino acids)
Biological process (GO): Notch signaling pathway; protein ubiquitination
Source: RefSeq, a predicted model, not a curated record
UCUCAUAUUCUUAUGAAAAAUUUAUUAUUAAAUCUAUCUUGAUAUUUUUUCAUAGCCACAAAUUCAACAAUGGCCACUGGUGGAACGGAAAACGAGGAAAUCGUACAGGAUAUCAUAUUUGAACAGACUAUGACAAAUGGAGGAGGAAGGUCAACACAAAUCUUAUCAUCUCCAGAUUCGGGUAAAAAUGGUACUCGUGGACAAACUGGACUGUUCCAAUCUUUUUCUCACCCAGGUGUCAACAUCAGUGAAAAACAGACACCAACAAGCAUUGCACGAAGUCUCUCAAAACCGGAGGGAUCAAAAAAUUCACUAAUAGCGAGCUUGUCUGUUAAGAGUAACAAACAAUCAAAAGUUGAAAAGUCACCAACAGGAAAAAAGAAGUCUGUAAAGCGGAAAGUUCUUGAUGCCUUGAAAGGGAAUAAAUUUCAUGGGAAAGAUAACUCGAUUCUCGAGCAUAGAAAUGCCUUGGAUACUAGUUUAGGGGCCAAACCAAAACUGUCUUCUACAGCCACCAAACUAUCAGUCACCACAAAUGCAGAAGUGAACCCUGCAAGAAAUAGUAUCAGUUCUUCUAUUACUGAAAUUAUUGUAUCAAAAGAUAGCAUUGCAGAUUUAGACGUCGAUGUUAUAGUUAGUAGUGAAGAUUCUGCAAUACAAAGCGGUGGUAUGGUGGCUAAGAUUAUUGCUGAAAAAGGAGGUCACCUCCUAGAGGUAUGCAAAGACUGUUUGAGAAAAAUGUGUUCGACUAUAGCUUACUGGACGUUCCAACCCACCCCUGCUACGGAAAAAUUAAAAUGUAAACAUAUCUUCCAUGCUGUUGUGCCGCAGUUUUCCAUUCAAAAUCAGGAUAAAUGGACCAAUGGACUUCGAUCCUUGUUGAAAAAUAUAAUCAGUAGAACGGAGUUUAUGGGAUACGAGUCUUUAGGCGUUCCAUUAAUUGGCACUGGAAAGAAUGGGGCACCGACCGACUUUGUGAUUGAUUUGGUUUGCGAAUCUGUGAAUCAGUUAUCUCCCUACAAAACAUCCACUAAAGGUUUGAAAACUGUGAUUAUAGUCCAUCCUGACAAAAGAGUCAGGCAAAUUAUAGAGGAAAGAGUUAAACUUUUACAAAAUGACGCUCCAAAGCAAACAACAAAGAUUCCACAUAAGACAACAAAAGUUAACGGAAAAAAAUACAUCCGAAAUGUUGAAGAUAGAAAGACGGACACAUGUCCUAUUUGUUUAGAAGAAAUGUCCGGUUCCAAAUUGAGACAGCUUUCCAGAUGCAAUCAUAUAUUCUGUAAGAAAUGUCUUGAAGAGUGUUUUAAACGAAUGCCUACUUGUCCGGUGUGCAACAUGGUAUACGGAGAACUAACCGGAAAUCAACCAGAAGGUAUUAUGAUGGAAUGCUUCCAAAACGAUGUCCAUCUACCUGGUUAUAAAGAUUGUGGCUUAAUCAAGAUUUUCUACUCAUUCCUCGGUGGGAAACAAUUGAAAGGUCAUCCAAAUCCAGGUAAAAGUUAUGAAGGAACGAAACGGGUAGCAUACUUACCGGAUAACUCGGAGGGUCAAAAGGUUCACCGGUUACUGAGACGCGCCUUCCAACAACGUAUUCUCUUUACAAUUGGUAGUUCUAGGACAACUGGAAAAGAAGAUGUGGUAACAUGGAAUGAUGUUCAUCAUAAAACUAGAAUAGACGGAGGACCUGCAAGGUUUGGAUAUCCAGAUCCUGAAUAUAUUUCACGCGUCCUUGACGAACUUGCAGCAAAAGGAAUAACAGAAGAAUAGCAUUGUUAAUAUCUUGUCAUGAAACAUAACAUCCUUUCCACAACUCAAUUGAUGCAAUUGUCUCUUCAAUCAAACAUGUUUCAGUACGAAUACUACGUUUACUAUUUUUUUGUGGAUGUUACAAGCAAAUAGGAACGAUGUAUCAUUAUUGUUGAAAGAAAAGUAUAUGUCUCUAUUCUAAGAUUGAAAGACGUUUCCGUGAUUGGGUAUAUUUUAAAGUAAUGUAUUGGUUUUGAAAUAGUUGAUUUUAGAGAAUCAUAGAAAAUAGUAUUACUAGAGAUAUAAAUGCAAGACAUUUUAAGUUUCUUUGGUGUAUAACAAGAUUUUGUUUGUCAAGUUUUUGCUUAUAAUAUUUUAAUGGUUUUACAUUAUUUACAGUGCUAUCCUUGUAGAUGUAUUUAUUUUUUUUUAAAUCAUAUAAUAUAAUGAGAAUAAUUAUUUUAAUCAAUCAUCAUUGCUUUACUAUAUUGUAUCUUAAAACCUUUAAGAAAAACAAAAAGAAUAUAAACAGUGUUUCAUUUUGUGUCGAUUAUUGUACGUGUGGUGCUAUGUUAUUUUGAAUGUAUUUAUUUAUUUAUAAUAUUUACUUAAUAUUUAUUUGCUUGUUUAUAUCGCUUCAUUAUGGGCGCAUAAUAUGUGAAAAAUUGUCGGCCUAGUCAUGCAUCUUUAAUUGUUUUAAAAAUUAUUUUAGUUAGCAAAGUCCUUUCUAAACGGUCACAAUCAUCCUCGAUCUGUAGUCCUUUCUAAACGGUCACAAUCAUCCUCGAUCUGUAGUCCUUUCUAAACGGUCACAAUCAUCCUCGAUCUGUAGUCCUUUCUAAACGGUCACAAUCAUCCUCGAUCUGUAGUCCUUUAAGUUCUUAGCAACUUGAGGUAAAUGGAUAGUCAUUCGUUUAGGAAAUUACUUGAAAAGUUCAGUUAGAAGCGUUCAUGUGUUGAACGUACGGUAUGAUCUCACUAUAUGUUUGCGAAUAGCUUAUUUAAAUCCUGUAUUUGUUGUAUUUUUGAGUGCAAUAAAACAUUUGCGUGAUGUGUCAAAUAUAUGUGCUGUCUUUUAUAUCAUUUUUCAAAUCAGUGGUCAUCCUGUCGAUAGCUGUACCAUAUGUACUGCGCAAGUUUUUUAUUGUUUGUUUUACUUUUUCAUUAUGGUUUAGAUAUAUGCAAGGGGGAGUUUGUGUAAACUUAAACCGGUACGCCUCAUUUGUAGCCUGUACAGAUUCAAGCUAUCUGAACCAUGUGUUGUUCGUUGUUGUUUAUGUUUUUUCCGGAGGAAUCAGAAUAUUGGUGGGUGGUGUUGUCUGUUGUACUGUCCAAAAUUUUGUGAUAAACCAUGUUAUGUAUUAUAUGAAUUUCAUGUCAAGUUAGCCUUUCGUGUAUAUAAUGAAAAGUAGAAUAAAGGAAAAGAUUAAUGGUUUUGAGAGUAAAAGUA